Molecule: messenger RNA, 3714 nt
Organism: Penicillium manginii
Lineage: Eukaryota; Fungi; Ascomycota; Eurotiomycetes; Eurotiales; Aspergillaceae
Product: C2 domain protein
Exons: 5
Molecular function (GO): lipid binding
Source: RefSeq, a predicted model, not a curated record
GAGCCUCAAUUAUGGCUAGCAAGGGCCAUGAAACUGAGUCCCCCCCAGAGACACCGUAUAGGUGAACACUGGAGCGGAGCGAACCCUGUCCCCACAGUCCAGAAGUUCGUCGAGCACCUCGACCGAGAGAAGAAAGAGCGAGACAUCCGCAUUGACGAGGAGAAUAAAGCCAAACAAGAGCGAGACCGCAAGAUUCAAGAACUUGGACAUGAUGAUGACCAAGGAGAUGUAUCUGUACAUAAGGCACGGGAGGUGUCCAAGGCGAAGACUAGGAUGGUGACCGAUCCUACCACCGGUCGCGAGAUUGGGGUGGAAGACCAAGAUGAGACAUCUAUGGAGGCCGUCUUAAACCCAACUUUGACGGUUCCCAAUGCGAAUCUCGGCCAACCAACCGAUGUCAAAACCAGUCACGACCAGGAUUUUGCAGAGUAUAAGGAAAAUCAAGAUAUCACCGCGCCUCCAGAUCCCAUCGCUGAGGGUACAACAUCCGAUGUCCCAAUCCGCGGCGAAAAGACGAACGUGCUAUUCCACCCCACCCCUACUAUAUCAUACCAGCCGAUGUUCGACCAACUAGAGAGACAUGGGAUGGGGCUUUGUAUUGGAAUUCCUUUGGCAAUUAUCAUUCUCGGUCGAUUCUUUGGAGGAUCGCUGCUAGGACUUGUUCCGCUGGCCGCGUGCAUUGCAAGCGGCGUCUGGCUAUGGGUGCAACAGGUCAUUAGAAGCGGCAAGGAUAUGGAAUGGCAUAGCGAGCAGCUUCGCGGAGAGACGGCCACUGCCAAUCUUCUCCCUGAGUCGGUUGAAUGGAUGAACAGCUUCCUCAGCGUAGUCUGGGGUCUCGUCAACCCGGACAUGCUCAUCCCAAUGGCCGACACAAUCGAAGAUAUCAUGCAAGCGUCCGCACCCAGCGUCGUGGAGAACGUCCGCAUCGCCGAGAUCGACCAGGGAAACAAUGCCCUCCGCAUUCUGAGCAUGCGUGCUCUUCCCGACGACCACGUCGAGAAUCUAAAGCAAAACAUCCACGAGGAGAAUAUCAAGAAUAAAGACCCGCAAGAAGCCGCCGCUGCUGAGGAAGGCGGUAGCUACUAUAACAUGGAAGCUUCAUUUGCGUAUCACGCCAAGCCGACGGGCGCAAGUGCAUCUUCCAAGGCCCGUAACAUGCAUAUGCAAAUCGUGUUCUACCUGGGUAUCCGGGGCCUGUUCGGAGUGCCUUUCCCUGUCUUCGUCGAGCUUACUGAAUUGGUCGGAACGGUUCGACUUCGUCUUCAGAUGACCCCCGAGCCACCUUUCGCGAAGGAACUGACCUUCAGCUUGGUCGGCAUUCCACAUGUGAAGGCGGGUUGCGUGCCUAUGCUCCGAAGAGGUGUGAAUAUCCUCAAUCUGCCUCUUAUCUCAAAUUUCGUCAACUAUGCCAUCGGUACCGCUUGCGCCAUGUUCGCUGCACCUAAAUCCAUGACGAUGGACCUGAGUAUGCUGCUCAAGGGUGAUGAUAUACACAAGGAUACACUGGCGUUGGGUGUUAUGUGGAUUCGAAUCCACCGGGCUAUCGGCUUGAGCAAGCAGGAUCGCCGUGGCAGUGAAGGCGGCGGCAGUGAUCCGUACAUCAACCUAACCUUCUCCAAAUACGGCAAGCCUAUGUACUGCACACGAGUCAUUACUGACGACUUGAACCCGAUCUGGGAAGAGACUGCAGCUCUACUUGUGACGCCAGAACUGAUCAAAGCGGACGAGAACCUCAGUAUUGAACUCUGGGACUCGGACCGCAACACGGCGGAUGAUGUCGUCGGAAAGAUCGAGCUGCCCAUCCGCGAAAUGCUCCAGCACCCGGGUCGCAUGUUCCCCCAGAUUUCCAAGCUACAGGGCCUUGAUGAGGGCAGUGAGAUGCCUGGCCAGCUGCACUGGGAGGUGGGAUACUUCGGGAAGCCCAAGUUGCGCCCAGAGCUACGCACGGAUGGCAAGAAGAAGGACCUUCCAGAGAAUCUCAAGGGAGAUCCGACGUUCGAAGAUGAAAAGGGAACUAUUAACAACGAGGAAGAGGAUGCCGUUAUGCACACACCUCCUGACCCUAUCUGGCCGAGUGGUAUCAUACAUAUCGUCGUGCAUCAGAUUGUGAACCUCCAACUCGCCAAUAUCAAGGGUAGCGACGGAAACCGGAAAGGCAAGGAGUACGAGCCUGCUAAACCAUUUGGUGAAAAUACCGAGGAGCAGGGUGACGAGCUUCCUACGAGUUACUGCAAGAUCCUGCUGAAUGAUCAGUUGUCCCUCCUUCUCCUUCAGAUCUAUCGUACACGUCCCAAGGCUGUGAGCUCUAAGCCUAUAUUUAACGCCGGAACCGAACGAUUUGUUCGCGAUUGGCGGUCUUCCGUGGUCACUAUCACUGUUCGAGACCAGAGAUACCGUGAACAUGAUCCAAUCCUCGGCGUCGUCCCUAUCAAGCUGUCCGACAUAUUCCAGACAAGCUCUCAAGUUACACGAUGGUACCCCAUGGAUGGCGGUAUCGGAUUUGGGCGUAUUCGCAUCUCCCUUCUUUUCCGACACGUCGAGACAAAGCUACCCCCAGCCAUGCUCGGCUGGGACGUUGGAACCUUUGAAUUCACGGCCGACAGGGUCCUCGCAAAGGGAUUCGGUCGCCAGUCAAAGAUCAAGAUGCGCACCGGCGGAAGCUCGGGCAAGAUUGGCCGGAAAGCGGGCAAGCUUGAAGGAAGCGACGUGGUCUAUGAUACAUCUGACGAGAGUUACCGUGACUCACUGCGUCUGCCUGUCAAGCAUCGGUAUAGAUCACCCGUCGUCUUCGAGUUCCACAGCCAGGGCAAGCGCAGCGCGACGGCAUAUGCUGUUCUCUGGCUGCAGCAUCUAGUCGACAACGAAGAUACCGACAUCGACCUCCCGAUCUGGACGACGAAAUCUGGCCCGCGCCUGACGCAGAACUACAUCACCGAGAAGAACUGGAAGGCCAAGGAAGUCCCCGGUCUCGAAGACCUCACCGAGGUCGGAAGACUGCAGUUCCGCUGCAAAUUCUCGCCAGGUAUCGACGAGUCGCACGAGCAGUUUGUCGUCGACAAUGAUUCCCGCGAGACCUUUGAAACUUGGGAAGCUUGUAUGGCGCAGGGUGUGCGGUCCCGCACCGUUGAGAAGAAUGUCCCCGAGGAAGUCCAGCAGAAGCACGAAAAGUCGCUCAUCGACGGCAGGGAUAUCCUUAAGCAGGCUGAUCCGGCCGAGCGUCGUCGUUGGCUCGAUCGCGAAGGACACGAUUGGAGUGGUGCGUUCGGUCAUGACCCGCGCGCCUAUACAGAUUCUCUCGGACGCAAAGUGGCAGAGCCUGGUCGUGAUGUUCCUCCACAUGACCCGGUGACACUCCCGCCUCUGAAAGGCCAGCCGAAUCCCAAGCGGAAAGAUGGAGCGGGUGAGGCAGACGUCGUUAAUGGGGAGAAUGGUGAGAUGUCGGAUGAGUCCUCGGACUCGGAUAGCGAGGAGCUCUCUCACGGUCCUUCGACGAUUAGUCCUUCGGCUGAGGCCUCCUCAUCCAAGGCUAGCAUGUCACAGACCGAGGAGUCCAACCGACGUAGUGAUCAGCGGCAACAGCGUGGCUUGAUGCAGUGGCGUCCAGCGCGCAAUGCGGUCUUCGUGAAGGAUGAGGCUAAGUAUGCGCUGAACAAAAUGAAGAAAAAGGUUGGCGUGGGGGGGAUUGACUGGCCGAGAGCCAGACGUCGAGACUGA